UUGUUGUCGUUGUUGUUGCUGGGAGGCAGUGGAGCAUUUAGCCAAGAUCUGUGCAGAUUGCAUAAAAUACAGACAGGCAGCAACAGCAACAGCAACAACUACUGCAGCAACCGCAUUUAGCCCAGUUUUCUGAGCAAAUAGUUUCCAAAAAGCUAACGACAACAACAAAAAAUCUCACACUAAAUCUUAGCGUUAUUUUUUUUCCUCCUCGUCGCGGUUGUCGUCGCGUUAAACUGAAAUAAUAAUAACAACAACAAACGAGAGCAGCAGCAACAACAGCAGAAACAACAACAGCAGCAUCAACAACAACAUCAGCAGCAGCAACAACAGCAACAUCUAGCCCAAAGGAGCCUUGUAUUGCCACCUCGAGCAGCAAAAAGCCGCCAAAAUGCUUCCGUUCCGGCGUGGAGCGGCCUGGCAAACGUUCUUCCUGCUCUGCGCUCUCGCCUAUUGCAUAAAUGAAGCCAGCAGCGAGGGUCGCGUGGUCUGCUACUACACAAACUGGAGUGUCUAUCGGCCGGGCACCGCCAAAUUCAAUCCGCAGAACAUCAAUCCAUACCUGUGUACACAUUUGGUGUACGCAUUCGGUGGAUUCACCAAGGAUAACCAGAUGAAGCCCUUUGACAAGUACCAGGACAUCGAGCAGGGUGGCUAUGCCAAGUUCACUGGACUCAAAACGUACAACAAGCAGCUGAAGACCAUGAUUGCCAUUGGCGGUUGGAACGAGGCCAGUUCCAGAUUCUCGCCAUUGGUGGCGAGCAACGAGCGCCGGCAGCAGUUCAUCAAGAACAUCCUGAAAUUCCUGCGACAGAACCACUUCGAUGGCAUCGAUCUGGACUGGGAGUAUCCGGCCCAUCGAGAGGGUGGUAAAUCGCGGGAUCGCGAUAAUUAUGCCCAGUUUGUCCAGGAGUUGCGAGCCGAAUUCGAAAGGGAAGCGGAGAAAACAGGACGCACGCGACUCCUUCUGACCAUGGCCGUGCCCGCUGGCAUCGAGUACAUCGACAAGGGCUACGAUGUGCCCAAGCUGAACAAGUACCUCGAUUGGUUCAAUGUCCUCACCUACGAUUUCCACUCCUCGCACGAGCCAUCGGUCAACCACCAUGCCCCGCUUUAUUCACUGGAGGAGGACUCCGAGUACAACUACGAUGCCGAGUUGAAUAUUGACUACUCCAUCAAAUACUACUUGAAAGCGGGAGCCGAUCGUGACAAGCUCGUCCUGGGCAUUCCCACCUAUGGACGUUCCUACACUUUGAUCAAUGAGGAGAGCACCGAACUGGGAGCACCUUCAGAGGGUCCGGGCGAGCAGGGCGAUGCCACUCGCGAGAAAGGAUAUCUGGCUUACUAUGAGAUAUGUCAGACUCUAAAGGACGAUCCCGAGUGGACGGUGGUGCAGCCGAAUGCCAAUGUGAUGGGCCCCUAUGCCUACAGGCGCAACCAGUGGGUGGGCUACGAUGACGAGGCCAUCGUGCGCAAGAAGGCCGAGUAUGUGGUGGCCCAGGGACUGGGUGGCAUCAUGUUCUGGGCCAUUGACAACGACGAUUUCCGCGGCACCUGCAACGGCAAGCCAUAUCCUCUGAUCGAGGCUGCCAAGGAGGCCAUGGUGGAGGCACUGGGACUGGGCAUCAAUGAGGUGGCCAAGCCAAGUGGCCCGCAGAAACCCUCAAGAUCUCGCAGUCGCGAUAAUGCCGCCACCAGGAACCGUCUGAACGGCAAGACCGAUGCUCCGGCCAGCUCCAGGCGACCCAAUGCCACUAGGCGACCAGCUAUCAGCUCCACCACAACUCAUGCACCACCGCCGAGCACCACCUUCAAGCUGACCGAAGCCGAGGGAUCCUCGCUUUACAUUGGAGGCAGGGCAUCCACCACGCCACCACCGCCAACGACGCCCGAUCCAGGGUCGGACUUCAAGUGCGAGGAGGAGGGCUUCUUCCAGCAUCCCAGGGAUUGCAAGAAGUACUACUGGUGCCUGGAUAGCGGACCAUCUGGUCUUGGCAUCGUGGCUCACAUGUUCACCUGUCCAUCGGGCCUGUACUUCAAUCCGGCCGCCGAUUCCUGUGAUUUUGCACGCAAUGUGCCCUGCAAGACCAAGAAAUCCACCACAGUGGCUCCAGUAACCUCCACAACACCGCUGACGACCACAGUGCGUUCGAAUCGAGUGACUGCUGCACCCACAGCUCGUCCAGUGUAUCCACGCACCACCACGAGCACCACAACAAGUACGACAACAACCACCACAACAACGCCAGCCAGUGUUGAUGAAGAUCUGGAGUACGAAGAGGACACCGAUGAACUGUCGCCAAGCAAAUCCACCGAUGCCGAGGAGGAUCCGCAGGUUAUCAAGGAGCUGAUCGACCUGAUACGCAAAGUGGGUGGUGUGGAGCAGCUGGAGAAGCAUCUGUUGCGCAACAAGGAUGGAUCGAUCACGUUGAAGGAGAACUCUGCUAGUGGUGCGGCGACCACACCCUCUACGAUCAGCAAAUCUCUCUAUGACCGUGUUCUGAGUCGACCUGGCACGUUGAGUUCCUUCACCCGCAAUCGUUUGAAGUUCAGCGAAGCCACAGAGACGAGCACGGAGGCCAGUUCUUCGAGCGGUUCAUCGAGUGGUUCAUACUCCAAAUACUCCUCAGUGUUGAGGGGUAACAGCCGCCAGGGUCCACAAAACGAGGGCAUUGAAAAGUUGGCCGAAUUCGAUGGUUUCCUGAAGGAACGCAAACAAUAUGUGACCAUCAAUCGUCAUCGAUCUGCCAGUCAGGGAGAUGAGGUGGAGCAUGCAGAUCUGCAGGAGGAGGAGGAGAAUCUGUCGGAAGUUGAGACCACAACACGUCGUCCCUUGAGCUCAGUCACGCCCUCCUACACAAGUCUAAGGCGCACAAGGCCAACCACAGUGGCACCGCCAGCAGGAAAAUCCGAGGAGGAGGCGGAGGCGGAGGCGGAGGAACAAACCCAGACUCAGGUCAAAUCCUAUGCCACCUUGAGCCGCACGCGUGGACGCACUACCACCUCACCAGAUGUCACGGAGGCGGCGCCCAGUUCGACAACCAAUCGUUACAAAUACUUUGAGCGUUCGCGACCAACCAAGAGUGCAAGUGCCGAGGAUGUGGAAGACCCAACCGAGGACGAAGAGGAAGAGUACGAGGACGAGCAAAAGGAAAAUGUUACGGUACAGAGCAAACAAACCACAAACACACGUAAAUACGCGAGCAUCGGCCGCAGAACAACCACCACCACAACAGCAACACCAGAAACUACAACAACAACAACCGCCGGCACUGAGACUGCCAAGGCCAGCACAACCACCACCACCAACAACAACAAGAACCACUACAAUAGCAGCAAUAACAACAACAAUGUGAAACUGAAUAACCUAAUACCAACAGAAGAGAACAUCACAGCAACACCAAGCACCACUGCUCAAUCCGAAACCACCACCACCACAACCACAACUAACGAAACCACUGAACCAAAUGAAAGCACCUCAACCACCACCACAUCCAUAACUAACAACCUGCAUACCACCACCACACCCACACCAAUUGCAGCAUCCACUGUCCCGACAACAACCAACAAUGGCCUUAGCUCAGACUCUCUGCUAGCCACCGAGCUGAGCGAAGCCUCACCCACCCUCCUUCCUUCCGAUCCUGACUUAGCAACGACAACAACAACAACCACAACAACAACGGAACCCGAACUGGACACCACAACAACAACCACACCGAAAACAACAACAACCACAACCACGGGCAACAGCGAACUGAAUGACGUAAACAACGUGGACGAGGACAGUGAGGUAACAAAAACUAAGACCCAGUACAAGUAUGCAACCACCAACCGUCGACGCAUAACCACAACAACAACAACCACCAACAACAACAAUGCAGAAGCAGCGAACGAUGCUAGUCCAACAACAAACGGUUUGAGUAGUUUAAAUAGAAUUAGAACCAAUCCGGGCAGAAGGCAACCCCAACCACAAGAACAGACCCAAACAACAACCACCGAACCAAACCUUUCUAGUCCCAGACCCUUUGGUUAUCCCCGACGACGCACUCGACCUACACCCAGCACUAGCACCACCACCACUGUCCCCCAAACCGAUAACGAUAAUGAUAACAAUACCAAUAACGAUAACGAAACCGAUGAAGUUGCGCAAGUAGUGAAGAAGACACGACUAUCUCCAGGGGAUAGGUCCAAGGUGAGUGCCAGUCUUCCACCAACAGCAACCACAACAGCAAUCAACACACGAACCAAAACCUCCUCACUGCACCACCAAGAAUCCCAAGUAGAUGUAGCUAACGGUAACGGUGGCAAUAGCUUAAGGCAUGAAGUAGUAGUUAGCUCUAGUUUAAGUCAAUCCCAAAACCACAACAUCGAUAGCGAUGUAUCCAGCACCACCACCACCGAACCGCACGUCAAGUACACUUGGCGCGGGGUGCGAGGUCCUACAUCUAGGCGUACAGUGGUUCCCAAUUCUCUAGCUACCGGUGACGAUAAGGACUCACGUCGCUUUGCCGGCAAGCAGUUGAACGCGGAAUCAAAUGUGGAAGAGGACCUUCCCACCACCACCAAGUUUCGCAGUCGUCGUUUAAAUUCCGCCGAAGAAGAGUCCGAAGUGGCAUUGGAGGGGCAAACGGAAACGACAUCGCAUGGUUCCCGCAGUUACCAAAGUAUCCAACGCACCGCUAGCAGAGCCACCUCGGAUGAUUCUCAAAUCCAAUACAAGGCCAUAACGCGCAAUUCCGAAGGUGGAGCCACUCUCACUGCAGGCCGAAGUUCCAGUUUCGUAAGAAAUCUGGGCGAAGCAGCCAAAACAUCGUUGCCUCUGCAUCAACCUGUAAGCAGAGGUGGCCAGAUUGUAGAAAGCACCACCGAAGACGAAAAUGUGGCUGCCGAGAUAAUCGAUGAUGAGAAGCGAGGAGAGACCAAGGCACCGGCUGGAAGUGAAAUUACAGAUGACAGCAACACGGCUACCGAACAGGAAUCUCCGGAAAUUAUCACUGCAGCUGCACCAUCACAGCCGGAAGUCACCACUCUGCCUUCAGAAACUUCAGAUUCUAGCAGCUCAACAGAAACACCUGUUAGCAGCACCACCGAACAAUCUGAGGAAAGCAGCAGCAGUUCCACAGAAAUGAAUUCCGUUGAAAAAGAAUCUAAGGAAGCUAUAGAAACCGUCAAGCUCUUAAGUUCAGACAUCGACACCAAAGUAUCAUCGACAGAAGCUCCAAUUAGCAGUACAGCUAUUCAAUCUGAAGACUCCAGCAGCAGUACUACCGAAUCUAACUCAGAAGCUCUAGUAAAAGAAACUGCAACUGAUAUCAGCGAAAGCUCCACAGAAUUACCUGUCAGCAGUACUGAAUUACCAGAAAGCAGUAGCACUAGUACCAAAGUCGUUCCCCAAGAGGAAUCCACGACAACUACAGAAAAAUCAACCAGACGUUCUUUCAACCGCUUUAGCUCAACCAAAACUGAAACUGUGGCAGAAGAAGAAACAACUACCACCGCCGGCCCAAGUCGUCGUGUUAUAGUGCGCACCAAAACCAGCACCACCGAAGCAGAAAGUGAAGCUCAAUCGACCACAGAAGGGCCGAAAAGACGCAGUUUCUAUAGAACCAGCACCACAGAUGCACCUAGCAGCACCGCUGAAGUAGAAAGUGAAGCUGAAACAACCACAGAAGGACCGAAACGACGCAGUUUUUAUAGAACCAGCACCACAGAUGCACCUAGCAGCACCGCUGAAGCAGAAAGUGGGUCACAGUCAACUACUGAAGGACCAAAGAGACGCAACUUCUUCAGGUUUAGCACUACUGAGGCACCUAGCAGCAGCACAGAGGCACCUAGCAGUUCCACUGAACCAAAAAGUGAUGACGAAUUAAGUACAGAGGGUCCAACGCGUCGUUCGUUCUCUAGAAGUAGCACAACUGAAGCUUCAAGCACAGCCUCAAUUGAAGAUACUAAUAGCAGCUUAAUUGGCGUUGAGGCUGAAAUAGACACAACAACCACUCGUCGAUCGCUUUUCCACAAUAAGACGCCGAUCACCACAGAAGCCACAACAAUAACAGAAGAAGCCGAAGUGAGCAGCACCACCAGACGUAGCCUCUUCCGUACCAGCAGCACCACAGAAGGCACGACAACAACCACCACUACCACCGAAAGUGAAAAGGAGAGUGAGACCACAACAGCCCUGCCAAGACGUCGUGUAAUAGUCAGAGGUAGUUUUAGGCCACGCAAAGAGGGAGACCUCUCCUCUCUUCUAGCGGCAGAUGCCAACAAAAGAGCCAGGAACAACCAUAGCACCACGAGCACAGAAACACCUGAUGGUCAUUCAUCUUCUUCCAAAGAAGAGGAAACAGAGCAGCAACCACAAGAACCGCAAAGAGUGGAGAAGGUAUAUAGUGGUCGCACUUCGUUGAAUGGUGUCCGCAAUCGCACCACCACAAAAAUCGAUAACCUGGGCAACGGAAUCACCCGCACUCGCACCACCUACGUGCGAACCCUUGACGCGGGGCAAAAGGUGGUGAAGCGCAUCCACACCAAAACCGUGGAGGAGAAACCAGCCGAGUAUGAGUACAUAAUCGAUGAAGUAACCCACCCACCGCCACCGAGCAGCACACCUCGCACGGUGACACGCAAUCGUGGAGCCGUGCGCUUUGAGAGCAAUGAUCUAUCUUCGCUACUGGCCUUGGACUUUUCCUCACGCAACAACCGCAAGAAACAGGACCAAACGGAAACAACGGUGACCAAAACGCGAAGACGCCUUCUCAAGAAACCCAAGGAGACCAUCGAACACGAGGAGGUUGAAGAAUUCGAGUAUGAAGCAGGUCACGAAGUGGGUAACGAAGUGGAAGAGGCGCCACAAGUAAGCACCACAGCCAGGCCCAUAAUCCGUAGAACCAGACCGACGAGAGGCAGUACGACAACAACAACCACUGAAAUACCAAACGAAAUCGAGGCCAGCACACGCAGGGCAAGCUUUGCCUUUAAGCGCCCUACAAAGGCCAGCAUAACCACUGAAGAACCAAGUACUACAUCCACAGAACCCACCAGUGCCUCAGAAGCCACCCCAAGAAAAGUUCUUGCCUUUAGAAGACCCGUGAGCACAACAACCACAGCAGCUCCAAUUGAAGAUGAGUUUACAGAGGAAGCCAUCUCAUCCGCCAUAGAAGCAACCACCAAAAGAGUUCUAGCCUUUAGAAGACCUGUGAGCACAACAACUACUGCAGCUCCAAUUGAAGAUGGGUCUACAGAGGAAGCAACCUCUUCCUCCGUAGAAGCAUCCACCAGAGCAUUUCUAGCCCGUAGAAGACCCGGGACCACAACAACAACCACACCAGCUUUCAUUGAAGACGAAUCUACUGAAGAUCUGUUGGCAGCGGCCAAGGCGAAGUUUACAAACCGCCUUAGAACCAGCACCACUACGACAACAACCACUACGGAGGCAACAACAACAACCACCACCGAAGAAGAUUUAGGCGAUCUUAAAGUACAGCUUAGCAAUGCGAUCAACCGCUUCCAAUCAGAGAACAAAUUGGAAAGCCAGACAAUCACCAAGGAAAGUGAAACCUCAGAAGACGAAGGCGAUGAAAAGCUUUCUCUGCCGAUUUAUCAUAGAAGAAAGUACUAUCAGUAUGUGAAGGAUUCACCCAUCACCUACAUUGACAAGUCCCCCGCACCACCAGAUAUUGAGAGUGUUACUGUGAACAUUAAACAGCAAAUCCAUGAUGUUUUCAAUGUGAGUGAAAAUGAGACGCCAACUAAUACCUUGGUUGAUGAGGGCGAAGGCGAUGACCAUCGCCAGGCGAUGGAGCAGGCCAAGGAAAUCAAUGCCGAACUCGGUCAUUUUUUAUUGAAAACCCCCGGGUCAAAGUAGGUGAAAACAAAAUCCCAGCGACAGGGAAAGACCUUUAAAACACUUCCAUUAGCAACAGACUCGAGCAACGAGACCUCCAAGAUUGUUAGCUUCUCUCUUCUCGAAGAAAAGGAGAGAGGCGAAGAAGACGCCCGAGCUUUGCGAAUCUACACAAGAUUAAAUCGCACUCGUUUGACCCUAUCCACCAGAUUGCAGGAAAAGAACCAAAAUUAUCCAUUAGAUACAACCACCAGAAGAAGCUACAGUGUUCCCCAGCGCUUCCGUGUUCGCUCAACCACGCCCACACCUUCGGCAACAGAAUAUAGUGAAGAAGACGAUGAAGAAACGAACGAGAAACCACUGGAAGAAUUAUCCACCAGUUCCCAAAGAACCACCACCAGAAGAGUGUUCACCCCCAGAAGACCUGUCAAUGCAGUGGAGCAGCCAAAUUCUUCUGAUACCCAUAACGACAACGAAGAUGACUUAAAGGUGAAAUCAACUACAAGACGCACCUUUGCUGGUUUAAAUAGAUUAAGAGGUAGGGGAAGCACCACCACAACCACCGCCACAGAGGAAGCCACGGAUUCAACCACCGAGGCUGCAACCACAAAAGCCAGAAGCACAAGGCAACCUUAUGUGGGCAUCAAUCGCAGGGUUACGACUUCUACCACAACUGAAAAGCCAGAGGAAAAUGAAAGUGAUAAUAAGGAAAAUGAAGAUGCAGAUGAAGAAUCAACCGAGGCCGCAAUUACAUCAGCCAAAAGCACAAGGCAACCUUAUAUCGGCAUAAAUCGAAGGUUUUCAACUUCGACAACCACAACAUCCACAGAAAAGUCAGCGGAAAACGAAGUUGAAAAUGAAGAUGAAGAAUCAACCACCAUAAUUUCUGAAAAGCAUGUAAACGACGAUAUUGAAGAAAAUAAGGUGGAAAUUAAAAUAACGGAGGAAAAAACAGAGAAGAAAGCUUCCGAAGAGGCUGAAGACAGCACCGAAGAACCCGAAUUGGAGGCCCAUAUAGACGAUGACAAUGAGAUUCCGCUGCAAGAGAGUGGUUCUAGUACAGAAGUCACUUCAACAACAACAACGACGACCACUAUUAAGCCAGCAAGCACCACAACACGUCGGCAGUUGGUAAUUCGUCGCCGUUUUAAUGGCACUAUUAUAACAACAACAACUGGUGCCCCAGUUGCCGAUGAUAAUCUGGAGAAUGAGAUCGAUCCAAAUGAUACGGAGAGCUCAACACCAAAGGCGGUAACAACUCCACCAAGGCGGCAACUUUUGAUACGCCGACGUUUCAAUGCGACGACGACGACGACCGCAAAUCCCAGUGCCGACAAUGAAAUAGAUCAGGGCGAGGUAGUUACAGCGAAAACAGUAACAGCAACCACACGACGAACGCUUCUAUCACGUCGCCGUUUCAAUGCGACAUCAGCCAUCCCAACAACAACAAGCACGACGGGAUCAACGAACGGCGACGAGAUUAGCACACGUCGCCCGUACGCGGCCUUGAACCGCUCACGUAAUCGCUUCACAACACCACGAACAACAACCACCGACGGUGGGGCUAAUGACGACAGCGACAACGAUGAUGAUGGUGAUGAUGAUGAAGAAGAGCAGGUGGCACCGCCACGUGCUGUCUUUCUUCAAACAAACCGCCAUCGAGCUCUCCAACCCACUCUUGAAGAAGUUGAGGAGGUACCGGCACGCAAACCACCCAACUUUGGAGCUCGUCGCACCACCGCAACACCACUGAGAAUCAGCUCCAGUACAAGCCGCAAUCUUGUGGCAAUCAAUAGAAAUUUGUACCACCGGGCGGAGUCUGAUGAUGAGGAUCAGGAUGAGGAGGAACCUCAAGAAGAAGAAGAGGAUGAAAACGAGGAAGGGUUGGAUGAUCAAGAAGAAUCUUUAGAUUCACAAGUCACAAGCACCACUGCACGUUCACGACUAAGUCAACUGCUUGCCAACAGGCAAAGACAACCACUCAGGACAACCACCCAAAAAACGACCGAGACAAAAACAACUGACUUGGACAACGAAGAGGAUGGGAAAGAAAAGGAUGAAGAAGAUGACGAUAGCUCCGUUGAGGUAUCGAACACUAACCACACACUAAACAAGAACAAUACUUUGGGGGGAGGCACUACUAACAUUAACAAUCUUACUAACCGUAGCACCGCACUGAAUGUAGCUAGUCAACGUAGUAACAGCACCGUAGCCAAUUAUAUUAAUCGAUUCAAGUCAAACAGUUUCACAAACAACAACAAACCAGUCACAGUCAAAGCUAAUCUUAAGGCAGAGAGUUCAGAUAAUGAUAACGAUGAUGAUGGAGAUGAUAAUGAUAAUGAUAACGAAAAUGAAAACGAUGAUGAUAAUAAUGAUGCUAGUCUAGAAAGUGAGGGGGAGAAGAAAGCGAAUGGGGCUGGUUUGAAUGCCUUAGGUAAUGAUGUUAAUUCCACACGACGCUUUCAGAAUCGUUAUCAAUUGAGCCGCACCAGAGGCAGCACCACCACCACUACCAACACCACAACAACAACAACAACCACACAAGAACAGCCCCCAAAAUCAACAACAACAACAACCACCGCCAGACGAUUGGCUUUUGGGGGCCGUCAACGCGCCCAGGUAACUAAACUAACCCUAGUCGAUGAGCAGACUGAAGAGACCGAGACUAAGGGUGAUGCCCACAAACAAGAAGAAGAAGAAGGAAAGGAGGAAGAAGAAGACUCCGCAGCAAGCACAACAACAACAACAACCACCAGCAGACCAACACCAAAGCGCAUACGUGUGCUGAAAUUCCGCAGACCAUUGAAUAGCAAUAGCAAUAAUAGUACCACCGUAGAUAGCACCACUAAUAGCGCCACUGACACUAACCCAGACAAGAACAACAACAACACAACCACACCAACAACAACAACAAUAAGCCAAAGCAUCAACAGCACUAGCACCUCCGGCAACAAGCGUUUCCGCAAGAUUGUGCGCAAAUUGAGGCCUGUCGACUCAAGUACCGCCGCCAGUGUGGAUAAUUCCGAUGAAACCACCCGUAAACCUUUCGUUCCCAGCCACACCAGAUUCACGGAUCAGGAAAAUGAUCUCGUAAAUCUUCGCCAGCGGAUCAAAGAGCAGCAGGCACGAGGUGAGCCACAAGAUGGAGUGAUCAGCAAUCGAUUUAAGACCUUGGGUCAGAAGGACGAUCAGGAUGUUUCGGAAUUGCAAAAGUUGAGGGAGAAAGUGAAGGCCGAGCAGGCGCGGGGAGAUGGUGAACAAGGCGUGAUUAACGAGCGUCUGAAGAAGCUGCUAGCGGAGAAAGCCACCACCAGCACCAGUAACACUCGCCGCGGUGAAGAAUCUUCGCCCGAAGACGACUCUUCAUCUGGCGUUUCCUCUCCAAAGCCCUUCUUUAAACGCAAGCUUGUGGCCCGUAGACCAUAUACACCACCCUCGGCCAGUGGUGGCACCACCAAGGCACCACUUGCAUUCAGCACCACCCGACCCACAGCGAAGUUCGUGCGCAAGAAGAACGGCCGCUUCGAUCCCUUCAACUCGAGUGUUCGCAAUCGUGGCGAGGGCUUUGUGAGAAGCGAUCCACGGGGAUCCCGUUUGCCAGGAGCCGAUCGCUUUAAGUCUCAGGGAAAUGGCGAGGAUGACGAGGAGCUGGAAGAACGGCGUGAACAACCAGUGCAGAAUCAGUUUGCCACCACUCUGCGCAGACCUUUUGUGCCCAAGACGCGACCAGUGUUGGACAAAUCGAAGCCACAGCAGGAAGAUGAGGCAGAGGAGAGUGAAGAGGAGGACGAUGAGGAUGAGGAGGAUUCCGAGGAAGAGGGUGAUGAAGAGGAGGAUGAAGACGACGCAGAAGAGGAGAAGAAGCCUGUUGAGGAGGAGGAGGAAGAUAAUGCCCAGGACAAGCCCAAGUUCAAUUCCCCAUACAGGCCCAAGGAUAACCGAGCUCCACCGGGCAGUCGUCCCAACUUUGGAGCCACCGGAAGUGCUGGCACCGCCGCACCACAAGCACCCACCGCCCCCGGCAAUGUGCCCUUCAAUCCACGCAAUCGUCCAUCAAGCUCCACGAAUGCCAAUCGCUUCGGCAGCACAAAGCGACCCCGAGUGAUCAACCGACCACCAGGAGUGGCCUCACCCAACUUAACGCUGAAACCCGUGGCCGUAGAUUACGAGCGCACCACACCGCUGACACCACUGAAACCGGCACCAUUUAUACCCAGUAAUAACAGGAGCUACGAGAGGAAGUACACGGGUCCCUCCACAGAGGCCAGCGAAACUGCCAGCGAGAAUUCGCUGAUUGAAGACCUGAAUAUCGAUGCACUGAAUGCGAGGAACAAGAAGAUCUUUGACAAACACAGCAAGAAGCAUCCGGCCCUGAAGCCCAAGGUGGUUAAGGUGGAAUCGGAGACGGGAACGGAGGUGGAAAGCGGUAGUACAGAGGUGGCGGUGGAAGAAGAGACCACCGUGGAGCAGGGCUUUGUGACCACCACACCCAGUACACCACCACCAUCACCAGCACCACCCAGCACACCACAGUCAGACACAGCCACAGAACCCACCACCAACACGCCACCAGAAACUGAAACUGUAACCGAAACUGAAACAGCGACCAAUGCUAAUGAAGCCACUUCCAUCAAUUCACAGGAUCAAACCAUCUCGAGCACCACCCAAGCACCGCCGCCGGCCACCACAUUGCUGCAUGUGUUCACCCUAAUCGAGGGGGAGAGCCAGCAGGAGGAGGAGCCGACGACGAGAAGGCCGCCGCCAACGUCGGCCCAACGACUCCAUCCCACCAUUCAAACGGAGGUGGUGCCCAAGCACAAGCUGAUCGAGAUCAAUCGCAUUGUGGAGAUCAACUCCAAGCAGGCCAAGGCCGCUCAGCGCAAGUCAAAGGCAAAUCAGGACUUUGGCACACUGCGCGUGGAGUCGCUGCCCCAUGUGGAGCAGCUGGGCGAGAUCAGUGUGGUGAAGUAUGUGCAUCUGGUGGACGGCAGUGACAUUCAGAUCAACGAUGGCCACAGCACAGUGGCCGAUUACACGCCCACCGAACCCAGCAUCUCGUCAGCAUCAGCUGCUGCCUCCGCACCUGUAAGAAAUUCAGUACCCGAAGCCGAAGAAGGAGGAGGUGACGCCACCGAUCGCAAUGGCAAGUCCCUGGUUCCCGAAGUCCUGACUGCUGCUUUGGAGACCUCAACCAUUUCGCUGGAAGGACUAUUCGAUUCGGCCCGCAAGGGCAAACAACUGAACAGCAAUAGCAUUGUCGGCGAAACGGAGGAGAGCACCACCAUCAGCAGUAGCAGUGGCAGCGACACCACCGCCACCACACCGGCCCCCACUUACCUGCGCCAACCGACGACUGGCAGCGUUUCGCGGCGACCGGUGUUGAGUGUCCGCCGGCGGAUUAUCAACUCGCCGACUUCGUCGUUGGCAGCGGCUGAAGUCACCACACAGCAGCCUGCAGAACCGCCAACGACCUCCAAAUACAACCGACUGCGCAGCAGACCCUCAGCAGCAGCAGCAGCGGCAGCAGCAACAACAACAACCGCAGCAGCAGUAACUACGGUUUUGCCAACAGCAACAUCUGUUGCUGGCGGGAGAACCAGCAGCAACAUCUAUCUGAACAAGCUGAAAGGCAAGAGCGGAGCAACAGCAGCAACAGCAGCAUCCGGCGAGUCAGCAACGCUGACGCCAGCAACUAGCAGCACCAACAGCAACAGCAACAUAAGCAGCAGCAACAUCAGCAGCAAUGACAUCACACAAAAGCAACACAAGUUCCAGCCAGCCAGCUUCGCGCUGCGACGCCAAUUUCAAACGCGUCGGCUGACAACCUUCGCGCCGGCGGCCAACGGCGAUGAGAGCGCCACCGAUGUGCCAAGAACCCAAAAUCCGCUAUUCAAACGCCGCCUCACCCUGAUUUCCACCACACCGCCGUCCGUUCGCACCACUAACGUGCCAAAUUCUGGCCUGGAAACCACAACCACUUUGUUUUCAAGCGACGACGACGAGGAUCAGGUGGCCAAGUCGAGCAUCCACACCAGCCGCUUCAACCAAAUUCCGGAGCAAGUGCGUCCGCGCGAGGACUACGAACUGGCAUUGCCACCAGCACUACCGGCAGCACAGCAACCACUGAAGAGCACCAGCACCACGCCCGGCAGCACCGCCAGUGCACCACUGCCAGUUAUUAACCAGGGCAUAAGACGCCAGUUGAUACCACGCCCACGUCGGCCGCAGUCGACCACGGCCACGCCCACUGUGGGCUCGUCCUUGGGGUCAAGCACACCGGCUGGCCACUCCGCACCGCCCCUCUCGCGUCGCCAACAGAGUCGUCGUCGUCCGCACAAAUACAUCGAGGUCUACAGUCGUCCGCCGAGCAAAUCGGCCGUACUAACGGCCACCUCGAGCAGUCAACUGCUGGAGGAGCCAUUCCCGGUGGUGGCUGUGAAUCAGGUGGCCCAACGGAGACGCAGCGGCGGCAUUGGACCCAACAAAAGCGAUGCCACCAACACCAAGGUCAUCGUCCAUGGACGCGGCAUCAUCGAGUGCCGGGCGCAGGGCAAUUUCCCGCAUCCUCUCAACUGCCGGAAGUUCAUUUCGUGCGCCAAAUUCGAGGAGACCGGCGGCAUUGUGGGCUGGGAGUACACCUGUCCCAAGGGUUUGGCCUACGAUGGCAUCGGCGGGAUGUGCACCUGGUCGCCAUCGGAUCAGCCCUGCCGGGACUAGACUGAUAAAACCAUAUCCCCAAAUCUAAAUCCAUUCAUAAACCCACCCAACGGUCAUCUGAAAACCCUUUACCCAUUUACCACCAUGUUGUAUAUGUUUUUCCCCCAAUUUCCCACAAUUUGUGAUUAGUUCUGCUGCUGCUGCUGCUGCUGCUGGUCAAACAACGACCAAGGUCAUUAUGGAUGCAAGAUGGAAAGUUGAAAUUCUACGUUAAUUAUUCUUAUUUAAGCUUAGUGAUAUCUGAAACCCCAUUUUUUUUGCGCCUGCCAACUCAGUAGUAAGCAAGAAAUAUUAUUGUCUGUAGUUCAUGAACCACACCCAUAUAUAUAGCGCCAUAUAUAUGUGGUUGUGCGUGUGUAUGCUGUAUACCAUAAUGGAUAAUAUGCUUUCUUUAUCAAAUAAACAUAUCGUGUAAUCCAAA
This is a messenger RNA of Drosophila elegans, 14978 nucleotides long. RefSeq names its product serine-rich adhesin for platelets (gene Cht6). The record is from RefSeq and is a predicted model, not a curated record. Gene Ontology annotation, molecular function: chitin binding; chitinase activity. Gene Ontology annotation, biological process: chitin catabolic process; carbohydrate metabolic process. Gene Ontology annotation, cellular component: extracellular region. NCBI's taxonomy places the organism in Eukaryota, Metazoa, Arthropoda, Insecta, Diptera, Drosophilidae. The transcript has 14 exons.